AUGUACGUUUACUACGUUUCAGAAAGUGGCAGGCUAUCAGAUAAAUUGACUCAUCGAAUUCAGGAAUUAGAAGAGCAGUUGUUGAAAGCUGAAGCUCGUUUGAGCGAAGUCCAAAACCACCGGCCUAAUGCUUAUAAUUUUUCCAGUCAUGCUCCUUGUUCCAGUAGUGAUAGAAUUGAUACAUUGAAAUGCGAAGUUAUUCAUAUAGCUGUUGUAUGUGCUGGAUACAAUUCUACUCGUUCCUUUGUAACUCUAGUGAAAUCUUUACUGUUCUACCGAAAAAAUCCUCUGCAUUUUCAUAUUGUUACCGAUCACGUUGCUAAUGUAGUUUUAAAUACGUUAUUUAAAACAUGGAACGUGCCUCAGCUGGAAAUAACGCUAUAUUCAGCUGAUCAAGUUACCAGUGAUGUGGCAUGGAUACCAAACAAACAUUACUCUGGAAUUUACGGUUUACUCAAAUUAACAUUGGUCAAGGUAUUGCCCAAAGACUUGGCUAAAGUUAUAGUCCUCGAUACGGAUGUAACUUUUGCUACAGAUAUCGCAGAAUUAUGGACACUUUUUCAUAAAUUUAACUCGCAACAAGCUCUUGGUUUAGUAGAAAAUCAGAGCAAUUGGUAUUUGGGCAAAAUCUGGCGUAAACACAGACCUUGGCCUGCGUUGGGAAGAGGAUUCAACUCUGGUGUCAUGUUACUAAAUUUGAUCAAACUACGUGCCAUAGGAUGGGAUGAAUUAUGGCGCUCUGUCGCUGAAAAAGAUCUCAUCACCCAUUUUGCUACCAGUUUAGCCGAUCAAGACAUCUUCAACGCUAUUAUCAAGGAACAUCCUGAUAUGGUCAUGAGUCUUCCUUGUUUGUGGAACGUUCAACUGAGUGAUAAUACUCGUAGUGAAUCUUGCUACUCAGAGGAGGCAGAUUUGAAAGUCAUUCAUUGGAAUUCUCCUAAAAAAUUGAAGGUUAAGAAUAAGCAUAUCGAGUUCUUUCGCAAUUUGUACCUGACUUUUUUGGAAUACGAUGGAAAUCUGCUUAGAAGAGAAUUAUUUGGCUGUAAUACUACGAUUUCUUCUGUACUGAAUAGAAACAUAACCGAGCUUACCGAAGAUGAUCCCUGUUAUGAAUUUAAGAAAAUUCGUGUCAUGAACUUUCGAACGCAUUUAUAUUUUCUUGAUUACAAAUACGUUUCAACACCGGAUGAUGUCACUUUAGUUGCUCAAUUAUCCAUGGAUAGAUUGCAAAUGCUGGAAAUGUUAUGCCAAUAUUGGGAAGGUCCUAUCAGCUUAGCUUUGUAUAUUUCUGACGCGGAAGCUCAACAACUUCUCAGUUAUAUUUCGGAUUCAGAUGCUUUAAAAGCUAGGACAAAUAUUGGAUAUCAUGUUGUAUAUAAGGAAGGAAUUGCUUAUCCAAUUAAUAAAUUGAGGAACAUAGCUUUAGAGCAAGUGAACACUCCUUACGUUUUUCUAUCAGAUAUCGAUUUCUUACCUAUGCCUGGAUUGUAUUCUAAUUUGAAAAAACUCGUAUCAAAUUUCGAAUUGAACAUUACAAAUAAGGCUUUAGUUAUUCCUGCUUUUGAAACUCAACGUUAUCGAACAUCAAUUCCCCAAACAAAAGUAGAAAUAUUGAACAUGCUAGACAUGGGUACUUUAUUUACGUUCCGAUACCAUGUUUGGCAAAAAGGUCAUGCUCCCACAAAUUAUGCCAAGUGGAAGCAAUCUACAACACCUUACAAAGUAGCUUGGCAACCUGAUUAUGAGCCUUACAUUGUGGUGAAAAAAAAUAUACCAUUAUACGACACCAGAUUCGUUGGAUUUGGAUGGAAUAAAGUUUCCCACAUCAUGGAGCUGUUUGCUCAAGGAUACUCAUUUUAUGUUCUUCCGAAUGCCUUUAUAAUACAUAUGCCGCAUUCUCCUAGCUUUGACAUUGGUAAAUUCAGAGGAUCUGCUCCAUACAGAAGGUGUUUGAAAAUUUUGAAAAAUGAAUUCAUCAGAGAACUCAGGAAGCGAUAUGUUUCGAAGCAGUAUAGUUUACGUAGCGUGUAAUCAAAAUCUUAAGACGUUAUAUGUUUAUUAUAUGAUUUUUUAAUAUUUAAUUUUUUACCAUUUCUGUAAUAAUGUUUUAACAAUUAUACUCAUUUCCAGAGUUUCA
Molecule: messenger RNA, 2137 nt
Organism: Planococcus citri (citrus mealybug)
Lineage: Eukaryota; Metazoa; Arthropoda; Insecta; Hemiptera; Pseudococcidae
Product: xylosyl- and glucuronyltransferase LARGE2s-like
Exons: 11
Coding region: 1-2031 (676 amino acids)
Biological process (GO): protein O-linked glycosylation via mannose
Cellular component (GO): Golgi apparatus
Molecular function (GO): xylosyltransferase activity; glucuronosyltransferase activity
Source: RefSeq, a predicted model, not a curated record